Messenger RNA from Xylona heveae TC161, 603 nucleotides. RefSeq lists its product as hypothetical. NCBI's taxonomy places the organism in Eukaryota, Fungi, Ascomycota, Xylonomycetes, Xylonales, Xylonaceae. The transcript has a single exon. Bases 52 to 384 code for a protein of 110 amino acids. The record is from RefSeq and is a predicted model, not a curated record.
GUCAUGUUAUUCGCGAUACUGAGCCAAGAGCGAUAGAGAAUCCAGAUUUCCAUGCCAAACAAGUCCUCGGGUCAAUUUUCUCCGAUUUCUCGGGAUCGCAUGACGUUGCGAUUGCACCAAAUCCUGAAUCCAUACGUGUUGUUUCAUCUCUCUUCAGUCUCAAGCUUCAUCGUUUUUAUAUGCCAUUUAUCUCUAAUACGCGACAAAAAGAAUGGGUUGAGGUGGAUUCUAGCUUUACGUGAAGCCAUUAUGGUUGUCAAGGACCCUCGUCUGCUUAUCACCAUAACCUGGGGUUUUGUCAUGGAUCAUCCCCGGCCAUCUCUUUCUCCAAUCUAUGUGGGUCUGCUCGGGUCGCAACGGGGCGGCACCAAAUCAAUACACUAAUGUCGAUAUACCCGGUUACUCGCCCUUUCAGUGGUCAAGUCGGCAGGACCUCCCCAUUGCAACCAGGUAUCAACCGAGCUGUCAAAACAAAAGGAACCAUUGCACCCCUGAGACUUGACGUCCCGAUACCAGGACCCUAAGUUUCUAGAUGUAUUCGAAAUGCAGAUCAUUGGCGAACGACAAGGCAUGUCGGGACUUUUUAUGGCAGGGAUCGACAGC